CUUUCCAUAUUUAGCUCUCAAAGAGAUCUCAGCUUAUUCUGCACCUAAUAGUAAUAACAAUCUCAGAUUUUUUUCCCUUUCGGGUUUUUCCGAUUGCCAGCACCGCUUAAAUUUUAUUCAUCAGGGUACAGGCACGCCCCAGAUUUUGAUCUUCAACUGUUUUUCUAUAUUUCUGGCAAAAGGGUCUUCAAUGGCAUCGGAAAUAGCAGUCAAAUCUUCAAGCAGAAGAAGCUUUUUCAUGGCCCAAGUGAUUCUCAGAAUUCUAGCCAUUGCUUUCACUCUGGCUGCAAUCUCUAUCAUGCUCAGCAGCACCGAAUCACUUAUGAUACUUGGAAUCAAAAUUGUCGCCACUUACAGUAACUCAUCUGCACUGAGGUUCUUGCUUGGUGCUAAUAUCACAGGGUGUAUAUUAUCAUUCCUAUCACUGAUCUUUGUGUGCUUUAUUAGCCGUUCAGAAUCAUACCUAAAGAAAUGUUUUUAUCUAUUUCUGCAUGACAUGGCGAUAAUGGUGUUGCUGAUAUCUGGAUGUGCUGCUGCAAGUGCAAUUGGUUAUGUGAGUGUACAUGGAGAAGCAAAAAUUGGUUGGAUGGCUGUCUGUGACAUUGCCAGCAAAUUUUGCAACCGAGUGAUGAUAUCUCUAGGGUUGUCUUACUUGGGUUUCUUCUCCUAUUUGGCACUUACGAUAAUGGCUGCCAGAAUAUUCAUGUCUCCUGCUUCUGAGAGACGAACAAAUGAAGGAUGAGAAUUAAAGAUUGGAACUAUAAAAGAGAAGAAUGUCUCAGUUUCAGCAUUGGAAUGAUUUUUUUUCAGAAUUGGAAAUGCGUUUGUCCUAAAAUGUCUUCCAUGUUCGUCUAUUGUCAUUCUGAUUUUCAUUUAAUCUUUUCACAAACAACUUAGUUGAUAUUAUCC
This is a messenger RNA of Mangifera indica (mango), 909 nucleotides long. RefSeq names its product CASP-like protein 1F2. The record is from RefSeq and is a predicted model, not a curated record. The transcript is spliced from 3 exons. Bases 191 to 742 code for a protein of 183 amino acids. Lineage: Eukaryota; Viridiplantae; Streptophyta; Magnoliopsida; Sapindales; Anacardiaceae.